Molecule: messenger RNA, 1527 nt
Organism: Vollenhovia emeryi
Lineage: Eukaryota; Metazoa; Arthropoda; Insecta; Hymenoptera; Formicidae
Product: odorant receptor 63a-like
Exons: 4
Coding region: 129-1418 (429 amino acids)
Biological process (GO): detection of chemical stimulus involved in sensory perception of smell; sensory perception of smell
Cellular component (GO): plasma membrane
Molecular function (GO): olfactory receptor activity; odorant binding
Source: RefSeq, a predicted model, not a curated record
AGUUCACCUUCUAUUUCCUGCCGAUCGCUCGAUCGCCCCCCUUUGGUAGAAAAAAAGUCGCACAGAAUAGCGCAGCCGCAUUUGACUUUCCGCGCUCGAGCUCUUACACGAAUCACUAAUCAUCGACCAUGCAUGAACUCCACGUCACAGAGAAAGUAAAUCCAGUCGCAACUCUUUGUGAUCUCAAGAAGGAUCUGCAGUUGAGCAUUCAGCUGAAUCGUUGGAUACUAAAGCCGCUCGGUGCCUGGCCGAAAUCAAACCAAAUUUCAAGUAUAGAGAGGUACGCGUAUGCGCUGAUCAACGUCAUUUGCACCAGUCUAAUCGGCUUCCUCUUCGUACCCUCUGCUAUCUACUUGGUGCUUGAAAUGGACGAUGCGUACAAUAUCUUGAAACUUACCGGACCGCUGAAUUUCUGCCUAAUGGCCGUCGUUAAAUACUCAUCACUGAUCUUCCGCGAGGACGACAUUCGCAGCGGUAUCGAGCAUAUCGCGAGCGACUGGACGAACACUCAGCAUUACGAUGAUCGGAUCAUCAUGAUCAGGAACGCGAAAUUCGGUCGGCGUCUCGUGACGAUCUGCGCGUUCUUCAUGUAUGGCGGUGCCACGUUCUAUUAUCUCGCUCUACCGUUCAAUAACGGCAAGAUCACGGAGGACGGUGGAAACUUGACGUAUCGGCCACUAAUGUACCCAGUCGCCAGGGUGAUAGUUGACGCGAGACACAGUCCCAUCAGUGAGAUUUUCUUCUGGACACAGUGCCUGUCGGGUUUCAUUGUGCAUUCCAUUACUACCGGUGCAUGUAGCUUAGCCGCUGUUUUCGCGAUGCACGCUUACGGCCGCUUGGAAGUCCUGAUGCAAUGGAUCGAACACUUGGUGGACGGACGGGAAGAUUUCUGCAACAACAUAGAUGAAAGAUUGAAGAUGAUCGUGCAGCAACACGUUCGAGUUUUACAUUUUAUAUCGUUAACGGACAAAAUACUGCGUGAAAUAUCUGUCGUGGAAAUUGUAGGCUGUACACUAAGCAUGUGUUUGCUUGGAUAUUAUCUUAUCAUGGUAUGCAUAUUGUACGAAAAGUACGUACCACGCAGAGAGCAUUGCUAUUGUAAAACGAUAUCGGAGAUUGCCGCUCGCGGUUUACAAGUACAAUGUGAUCUCGACUAUAUGAAUCUUUACGUUCCAGGAGUGGGAGAGCAAAGAAAUGACAAGUUAUGUAACAUACAUUGUUUUAUAUAUAUCCCUUACGUUCAAUAUUUUUAUACUUUGUUAUAUCGGCGAGCUCGUUGGCGAGAAGUGCAAGGAGAUCGGCGAGGUAUCAUACAUGAUCGACUGGCAUCGUUUAUCAGGAAGAAAGGGUCUCAACCUCAUAUUAAUGAUUGCUAUGUCCAAUACGUCGAUCAAACUUACCGCCGGGAACCUCUUUGAGUUAUCUCUCAGUACCUUUGGAGACGUGGUUAGGACAUCAGUUGCCUACUUGAACAUGCUGCGUACAUUAACUACAUAAAAUUUGUCCAAAAAUUAUUAGUAUGACCAC